Messenger RNA from Coregonus clupeaformis (lake whitefish), 2223 nucleotides. Its product is annotated as CUB and sushi domain-containing protein 3-like. The record is from RefSeq and is a predicted model, not a curated record. The transcript is spliced from 11 exons. Gene Ontology annotation, biological process: regulation of dendrite development. The coding region runs from base 1 to 1326 and encodes 441 amino acids. NCBI's taxonomy places the organism in Eukaryota, Metazoa, Chordata, Actinopteri, Salmoniformes, Salmonidae.
AUGAGGCAGAUUUCAAGUCCUGAGGAGCUGCAAGCUGCAGCCGGAGCCACAGACCUGCAACCCAAGUUCUGUGGAGACCCUGGUACCCCAGCCAAGGGGAAAAGAGAAGGACGUAGUUUAAUCUACAAGUCAGAGGUUACGUUCAGCUGUAGCGCCCCCUAUGUCCUGGUGGGGUCAACUACACGCAUCUGUCAGGACGACAGCAUCUGGAGCGGCUCUCAGCCACGAUGCAUAGAACCAUCCAGGACGACCUGUGAGAACCCAGGAACACCUGAAUACGGCUCCAUGAACAUCAGCCUGGGGUUCAAGGUGGGCAGUAAGGUGGAGUUCCAGUGCCAGCAGGGCCACCUACUCCAGGGUUCCACCACCCGACUCUGCCUGUCUGACCUGACCUGGAGCGGCUCUCAGCCAACAUGCAUCCCCCACUGGUGUAAGCAGCCCAAAUCCCCUCCCAAUGCAGACGUGGUUGGGAUGGACCUUGCUCUAUAUGGCUACACCCUGCUCUACUCCUGCCAGCCUGGUUUCAUCCUGUCUGGGGGGUCAGAACACAGGGUCUGCAGGUCUGAUGGAAGCUGGACCGGCAAGGUCCCCAUCUGCAGAGUGGGCUCCAAACUGACAGAGAAACCUACCAUACCCUUACAGGGAAUGCCAAGACCCAACAUACAUGUCCCUGAUGACGUCUUUGCCCCUGACUUCAUCUGGAGAGGCUCCUAUGAUUAUAAGGGUCAGAAACAACCAAUGAUUUUGACAAUCACCAGCUUUAAUAGCAGCUCAGGAAUAGUGAACGUGACGUUAAGCGACAGCAACUUGGAGUUCCUGCUGUCCGGAGUGUAUAAGAACCGUGAGGCCAGGUUAAUGCUCCUGCUGUACCAUAUGAAAGCCCUGGCCCACAGCACGUAUAAUCAGGUUACAGAGGAGACCUGGGCUAUGGAUGGUUUUGUCUCAGCUGAACCUGAUGGUGGCAGUUAUGUAUUCCAAGGCUUCAUACAGGGGAAAGACUAUGGACAGUUCGGACUGCAGAGACUAGGUAUGAAGGUGAGAGAGACGAACAUCACAACUCCAGGAACUCCUCAUGUCACCAACAGUAGCUUUGUCAUCAUAGCCAUCCUGGUACCUUUCUUUGGCCUCGUGUUGGCAGGCCUGGGAUUCUAUCUCUACAAACAACGGAAAACAGAUCAGACCCAGUACAGCGGAUGUUCAGUCCACGAGAACAACAACGGUCAGGCCACGUAUGAGAACCCCAUGUACGACACCAACACCAAGUCUGCAGAGGGGAAAGUGGUUCGCUUCGACCCCAACCUCAACACCGUAUGCACCGUGGUUUGAAUAUAUGGGUGUGCCAAACGCACCGUGGUUUGAAGAUGUGGGUGUGCCAAACGCACCGUGGUUUGAAGAUGGUUUGCCAAACAAAAAGCUUGUUCAGAAACGCAGCACUGGUUUGAUGAUGUUUGAUGUGUGUGCCGAACGGAAUGCUUGAGAGUUCUUGGUUUUUAAAAAAUGUGACGUCUUAUCUUUAUAAUAUCUCUCUGCAACAGAAAAGCAAAGCACACCUUCAGGAACAAUAGUUGUGUGUAUGGAUGUAGGAUGGGUGAGUCAGCAAGCAGUGCUCAAAUUAGACUGUCCUCUUUUAAAAUACAUCUUCACCAGUUAUUCCUAACUACAGUCUGAGGGUGAUGCUAUUGAAUAAUACCCUCCGACAUAUUGGUGCACAGAGUUGUUUACGCUCUAGUCAACUCAAAGGAUGAAGUGUUUUUAAGGCAACCAAAUGGAACCCUAGUCAUUUCCAGUUGUAGUUAUCAGACCUGGGUUCAAAUACUAUUCGAAAUCAUCCCAAUUAUUUUAGCGUUUGCUCUAGUCUGUCUCGGAGUACCAGAUGGGUGGAGGGUUUGUCUUUUUUCGACUAUAUCUUUUGGGUUCAAUUGCGACAAGCAAGCUCAAUAAAGCCCAGAUAAGGUAUUUUAAAAGAAAUCGAUUGAUUGAUUGAUUUUAUUGGACAUAUUUAAAAUACAUAUAGAGUUGACUCAUUCGUCUGAGCACAACAAUACAUUACAAAUGUAUCAAAUCCUAUUUGAACCCAGGUCUGUCUUCUAGUUUUUUCCAGUAGUAGUAGUAUAUAUCCCCUCUCUCUGCAUUGCUAGGUUUAAUUCCCCUGGAUCUGAUUAAGAGCGUGUCUCAGACUUAAGGCCUCAAUCAGAUCAAGCAUUAACCGAUGAUACCAGACAC